CGUAGUAAGCAGCAGAUUGGUAGCCCGCUAGGAGGAUCUACCGAUAAUAGACCGGGUAAAUGUGGUCAUGUUGCAGUUGCUGGCAUUGAGUUCGAGGAGCAUUGGCUGGGAUACCUGCUUUUCAUGUGGCGGCCGAGAGAAACUCAACACUGAAAAGGCUUAAGUGCGCCGCCUGAGACACCGUUCCCCCCAAACAAACAUGGGGUCUCAGUCUAUAAGCCUGAGGUAAAGUGACCUUAAAUCUCUUAUCUAAUGGCAAAUUUCGAGAACUACCAAGAAGGCAAAGCCGCAAUGUUGAUGCUGGAAUCGCAACAGCGGGCUGUCGGGACUAAUCCUGCAGCUGCAACGACGAACGGCGACACUUCUGUCGGGGAACCCCCUUCCGUACUUGAUGUCGGCAGCGCUGCUUUUCAUCAACCAAGUGAACAGCAGCAGCAGCACCUGGAAUCGCCGGCGACGAAAGGAUCCGCGUCCUCUCUUAACCGGGCGCUCGAGGACUCUGCUGCGAGUAACACACACACUACUUCAGCUUCCCCUGCUGUGAACACCAGUUCCGCCGUGUCGGACGACAUUAGGAAGUGUGGCUAUCUGAGAAAGCAGAAACACGGCCAUAAGAGGUUUUUCGUCUUGCGGGCGUCGAGUCAUCUGGGGCCGAGCAGACUGGAAUAUUAUGACAGUGAGAAGAAAUGUCGAAACACUCUGCGCUCGAGCGCCGCCGCCGCAUCAGCUGGUGCCUCUCACCCCAAAAGAGUGAUCUAUCUCUACCAAUGUUUCACGGUGAAUAAAAGGGCAGAUUCUAAGAAUAAACAUCUCAUUGCUUUGUAUACUAAGGAUGAAUACUUUGCGAUUGUUGCUGAGAAUGAGCAGGAGCAGGAGGAGUGGUACCAGGCGCUCAGUGAGCUCAUGAGUGAGGGGAAGAGAGGCCACCUGGACGCGGAUGAGAUUGACGAUGGAUAUGGUACUGUGACCCCUGGGACUGACUUUAAGGAAGUGUGGCAGGUAAAUGUUAAACCAAAGGGUUUGGGCCAGACGAAGAAUCUAAUCGGCGUGUAUAGGCUCUGUCUGUCUGCCAAGAGCAUUCACCUGGUGAAGCUGAACUCUGAGACACCUUGCGUGAACUUGCAGCUGAUGAACAUUAGACGCUGCGGCCAUUCAGAGAGCUUCUUUUUCAUUGAGGUUGGCCGGUCUUCUUCUAUAGGACCUGGGGAGGUUUGGAUGCAGGUGGAUGAUUCUGUGGUGGCUCAGAACAUGCACGAGACCAUUCUAGAGACCAUGAAGGCACUGAAGGCAUUUGCCGAGUUCAGGCCCAGAAGCAAAAGCCAGUCUUCUGGCACCAACCCGAUGGGUUUCAUCACCACACGGCGACACUUGGGCAACCUCCCACCCAGCCAGACAGGGCUCCAGCGGCGGUCUCGGACCGAGUCUGUGGUGGGCACUCCACCCAGCAGGAAGAGCAGUGGAGCAAGUGGGUAUCGAUUCCGCACCUCAAGUGAGGGAGAAAGCACGAUGAACCGCCCCUUUCGCUCUGUGACAGGUAGCCUUAUUCAUCUCAACACAGCCCGUGCUAACCUGAGCCGACAGGAAAGUAGCAGUGGGGCUGGGGCCCGCUAUAUUCGUGCCCCACCAUGCUCCACUUAUCAUGCCCGUUCUGCCUCGCUGCCAGUGUCACACUUUCCUUCUACCACCAGUCCCAUCAGCAUGUCCAGUAGCAGCGGGCAUGGCUCUGUGUCAGACACUAUCACUCGCCCCUCCAGCGCGUCCAUUUGUGGAUCCCCGAGUGAUGGAGGAUUCAACUCGUCUGAUGAGUAUGGCUCCAGCCCCGGAGACUUCCGGUACUUCAGAGUACGCAGCAACACCCCUGACUCCCUGGGAAACACACCACCGAUCCGUGAGGAGCACUGCCUCAAUGACUACAUGGCUAUGGGCUGGAAUCGCGAUGUGUUUGGAACAAGUGCAGCUGAGGCGAUCAAAGAUGAGAGUGCAGAUGAAGAUUCACGAACGGGGUCUUUAAGGAGGCGGACACCCUCCUUCUCCAGGCAGGUUGGGGGCGCUAGUGCUGCUGGAGUCGCUGUUUAUCAGAAAAUGACCCAGACCACCUUCUCGCUGGACGAGGCUGUGGCUGAGAGUAGCUCUUGGGGUGGCAGUGUCCAAACUGUCUCUACCUCCUCCUCCCUCUGCUCUGACUACAGCUCCAGUUCUGAACACAGCCAGGACCGGGCCCCUAGCCUACGGCCUGCAGACGGGCCUAAAGAUGAUGGGUACAUGCCCAUGAUGGUAGGUGUGCUGCCCUCCGCUAGUGAUGCAGACUACAUGCCUAUGCAACCAAAUAUCCUCCUCUCUGCCUCUGCACAAGUCCAAAGUGCUGCUUUACAUGUUCCCCAGCACAUGGACUCUCAAGGCUAUAUGAUGAUGCUCCCAGGUAGAAGUGGGGCUACUGACUCUCCCGUCCCAUCCAGCCCUGACAUUAGCAGACGAGCAGAGGGGAGAAGAGCCUCAGACCGCCUUGAGAAUGCAGAAUACAUGGAUAUGUCUCAGAGCAGCUCCACAUCUAAUGCUCAAAAGGUUUCCGCUGAGAAUUAUUAUGCCUUGACCACUCCUGGUGUCCCCAAAUCCUACAGUCCCUAUUUCUCCCUCCCUCGCUCAUACAAGGCUCCAUCCAGAGACCAGGGAGAGCAUGAUGAUUAUGUCCCAAUGAGUUCCCCAGCAAAACCAGUCUACAUUUCACCCACAGCCACCCCAGAUCGCAGUAGCAGGUGCCCACCUUCUGAGUCCUCUCAACAUAAUGGCUUCACGGAUCGCCGUGCUGUACGGCCGAACCGCCUGCCCCUGGGAAGGCGAAGUUUGCACAGCUCUCUGCGAGCAGGAGAAGUGGCAGUGCGCCCUUCCAGCCCUGGAGAAUACAUCAAUAUUGAAUUUGGGUAUCGGCCCACAUAUUCUCCCUGCUCCCCCUCAACCCUUAGUAUUAACCGGGAGCAGCGCAAGUCCCCGCUGCCACAGGAUUACAUGACUGUCGAGGUGGAUGGUCUUCCACCAAAGAGUCGGUCCCCACGGCCCUCCCUGGUGGCCCCCUGGAAUCCUCCUUCAUAUAUCCGGCCCUCAUCCUCCCACAGCAGUGGGCUCACGGUGGGUAAGCCUGACGACUACACGGAAAUGUCUUUUGGGCCUGAGGAGGAGUCCAAGAGCCCUACAGCCAUGCUUGAGCACCUGUGUGUUCUGGAGCAACAGUUUUUCCCCUUCAGCCCUCCGACUGAGCCUAAGGUUGUCCGUGCUGAUCCCCAGGGCAGGCGGAGACACAGCUCGGAGACCUUUGUCACAUCAUCAGGAGCGUCAGGUGGAAGUGGCACGGACUCCAAUGGCACCGUGCCUAGCAAUAGUGGGGCUCACCAGGUGGGCUGCAGCAAUCGUCAGAACUUUGACUGUGUUUGGACUGACGGCGUGAGAUUCGGCAGUGAGGGUGCACAUGGAAACUCCUCGGAUAGAGCCGAUUCCCCCUCUGUGAGGUCUGCAAGGACUCUACCUGUGGAACACCAGAAUGGCCUGAACUACAUCGCCCUAGGCCUGAGAGACGAUCUCCAGCCUGGAAACUGUCAUGAUGCGCUUGCCUUGUCAUCCUCCAGCGUUCCUCCCCCAGAGAAUGGUGCCUAUGUCAGCAUAGAUUUAAUUAAACCUGAGGGUCUUACAUCGGCGUCUAAAGGGAUCUUUGUGGGAGUCCCUGCCUUAUGGGGAGGGGUGUGACGACCCCUGCCAUUUGUUCGUGGGAUCGCUGUUGAGCCCACAAUCUACCUUGAUUGGCAGCCGUUUGAAACACCUGUUCUCUAUCAGACGCUCCGUUUAAAAGAGGCCUCCGCUUGAGCCAGAGUGGGGCUUCGGUUUUGGAUAUUUGGUUUUGUGGCUUGUUUGGUUUGCUUUUGCCCUCGCACUUCAACACCGCAGUACACUACAUCUCCCUACAGCCAUGCAUUUCACAUUACACACUGGCAUUACUGAUGUUUUUCCAAUACAUGGUUGUUUUCUUUAUGGUUUUCUUUACUUUUUUCAUGUGACUCUAAUUUUUGAAUAAAUUAUAUUUUGAGUCAACAAUUUGGUUUUGCAUGUGUCCUCUGUUUGUUGCUUCCCUUGAGCCAUGGGUCGUAACAGACACGAAUCAGCUCCCUGUGCUAACACCGUUCUACUGGACCAAUGACGUCUGUACCAGCUGGUGCCACCCUUUGUAAGUUCAUCUACCAGUGAAAGAAAAGACUCCUGCGGGGUCAUGGGCAAUCCCACUAUCGUAGGCUGGCAGAACAGCUCCUAAAAUAGGCCGGGAAUGAAAGAGAGGCAGCAGUUGUUUGGUCAUUGUCCCACUUAUAGCGGCGACCUGCUGUGGCAUGGCACUAUGAUAUGCUUGUGAUGUGUGAGCGGUGUGUGUGGUGACGCACAUGGAGUUUGGUGUCCAUGCAGUGACGCAGAUGGUCUUGUGCUGCCAUGCACUUUUUAGGGCAGAGGAUGGCUGGAUCGGAUCUCUGAUUCCAUGAAGGUGGUUAAUAUAUAGCAACAUCACUGACCCAAACUGGAUAUGCUCAGACUAAAAAUGGUCACCUUUGUUUGCUUGUAUGUGCACAGGAGUAAGGCUAACUACUUGUCGGCUUCCUGUAUUCAGUUGGGGACAUUCUUUUAUUUUUUUGUUUUUUUAUCUUUGAGUACUACUUUCCUCACUCCCUUGUGGAAUUUAUCUAGUUGUCUAACAUAGUGUUAGUCUUGAAAGUGCCAAU
Sinocyclocheilus anshuiensis is the source of this 4751-nucleotide messenger RNA. RefSeq names its product insulin receptor substrate 2-B-like. Gene Ontology annotation, cellular component: cytosol; plasma membrane. Gene Ontology annotation, molecular function: phosphatidylinositol 3-kinase binding; insulin receptor binding. Gene Ontology annotation, biological process: insulin receptor signaling pathway. The record is from RefSeq and is a predicted model, not a curated record. Lineage: Eukaryota; Metazoa; Chordata; Actinopteri; Cypriniformes; Cyprinidae. The transcript is spliced from 2 exons. The coding region runs from base 253 to 3735 and encodes 1160 amino acids.